UAGUUUUGUUUUGAUAAUUUUUACUAAAGUUAUGUUGUAUUUCUUCUUCCAUCUUGAGAAUGUUAGCUCAGAAUAUUAAGCUGAUAGCAAUUGUGACGUAAACUCUGUACUUACUGUUUGAUCAUUGUUAAAAAACAUCGAAUAUUAUAAUGUCUUCGAAGGAAGAAAAGUGUAAAUCAACGAAUGUGUUGGUAUUAUAUACAGGUGGAACGAUAGGGAUGUAUCGAUCGAAUGCUGGCUUAAAGUGUGGAUCAGGUUUCACAGACCUUCUUAAGAAACUUCCCAUGCUACAUGAUGAUGAUUAUAAAUAUCCAAACCAGAGAAAGCCAGAUGUCAGCCAUGAUCUUCAUGAAUUGGUGUUGCCGUUAUCUGAAUAUGGUGUACGUGUGUUUUAUUAUAUCAAAGAAUAUGAAGAGAAAAAGGAUUCGUCGAACAUGGACAGUGAGGAUUGGGUUGAAAUAGCCAAGGAUGUCAGGGAUAAUUAUGAUGCAUUUGACAGUUUUGUUAUUCUUCAUGGUACUGACACAAUGUCCUACACAGCAUCUAUUCUUUCCUUCAUGUUUCAAAAUCUUCACAAAACUGUCAUCCUCACUGGAUCUCAAAUAUCACUUUUUGAACAACGUAAUGAUGGCCGUAAUAAUGUACUUGGUGCUUUAAUGUUUGCUGGUCACUUUGUCAUUCCCGAAGUGACAUUGUUUUUUCAUGGUAAAUUGUAUCGUGGUAAUAGAACCACAAAGAUCAAUUCGGGUGAUUUUCUGGCAUUUGAUUCACCCAAUCUAGCCCCGCUUGCUACAAUUGGUGCAGAAAUUAAUGUUCGCUGGGAUGUUAUCUGGAGAUGUGACCCUAAUAAGAAAUUUACUGUUCAUACAGAAUUGAAUCUUGAUGUUGGAGUGCUGAAGCUAUUUCCUGGAAUAACUGAUAAUACAGUUGAAUCCAUUUGCCGUGAACCAGUAAAGGGAAUUGUUUUGGAAUCGUUUGGCGCUGGAAAUUGUCCAAAUGAACGAAAAGAGUUCAUUGAAAUUUUGGAAAAGGCAAUUAAACGUGGUGCAAUUAUUUUUAACUGCACCCAGUGUUUGAAGGGAGGUGUAAAAAAGGAUUUUGAAACUGGAAAGAUUCUGUUUGACAUCGGUGUCCUUUCUGGAUCUGACAUAACAACUGAAGCAGCGCUCACUAAACUUUCAUACGUUUUAAGUAAGGAUUUACCUUUAGACAAAAAGAAGGAGUUAAUGGAAACCAGUAUUCGUGGUGAGUUGAGCGUCGCUUCAACGAGCAAGAGUGGAUUUAUCAAAGCAAUUGCCAGUGAUAUGGACUCUACCCCGGACAAUAACGAUGUUAGUAAACUUCUUCUAAAUGGUACCUCUCAUCACAAGGAUAAUGAAAAUGGUGCAGCUCAUUAAUGAUUGCCUUACAUUCAAAACAAGAUGAAACAAUACAGUCAAGGUGGUACAUAGAAGAAAUCUAGGAGUUAAAAGUAAAUUACAGCAAUUGAGAGUAAUUACUCGACAUGUAAUUUAAUUUGUUUGCGUAUUGUACUAAAUUAACCAAGCUCAAAGUUUUAAACAUGAAAGAACAAUUAAUUUAUUAAAUUACUAGUUAUUUAAUCCUGGUAUAAAGAUGGUGCUUGAAGAUUUACAUAAGUUCAAAACUAGAUAAAAUGACAGGACUCCGGACCACGAUCGUAAAAUUCCGCCCCGUACUUCAGUAAGCUAGAUUGCAGGAAAUAUUACGAUUCUUCCCGCUUCUGAUUUGUAAAAAAUGAAUUAUUUGAAUGCUGUUCA
This is a messenger RNA of Xenia sp. Carnegie-2017, 1778 nucleotides long. RefSeq names its product L-asparaginase-like. Gene Ontology annotation, molecular function: asparaginase activity. The transcript is spliced from 10 exons. Lineage: Eukaryota; Metazoa; Cnidaria; Anthozoa; Malacalcyonacea; Xeniidae. The record is from RefSeq and is a predicted model, not a curated record. The coding region runs from base 150 to 1397 and encodes 415 amino acids. Gene Ontology annotation, biological process: amino acid metabolic process.